Theobroma cacao (cacao) is the source of this 1264-nucleotide messenger RNA. It is a transcript of the gene CPI1, whose product is annotated as cyclopropyl isomerase. The record is from RefSeq and is a predicted model, not a curated record. Gene Ontology annotation, molecular function: cycloeucalenol cycloisomerase activity. Lineage: Eukaryota; Viridiplantae; Streptophyta; Magnoliopsida; Malvales; Malvaceae.
AUCUUUUGGUCCUUUCAAAUCUGGCAGCUUUAUCACACUCUCUUUUUUAAGUCUUCUCCAACAGAACACACUUCCAAGUAGAAAGCUUAAACCCGGAAUUCGAAUACCCGAAAAUAUGGGCGGUGAGGAAUCAGGUAAUGCUUCUUCGAGUUUAUGGUUGGCUCCCAACCCGAGUAAGAGAUGGGGCGAGCUCUUCUUUCUUUGCUACACUCCAUUUUGGCUCACUCUCUGCUUGGGAAUUGUCGUUCCUUACAAACUGUACGAGAGCUUCACAGAAUUGGAAUAUUUGCUCCUGGGUUUGGUUUCAGCAGUUCCUUCCUUCUUGAUACCAAUGCUUUUUGUUGGAAAGGCUGACAGCAGCUUACAUUGGAAGGACCGAUAUUGGGUCAAGGCCAGUCUCUGGAUUAUGAUAUUUAGUUACGUCGGAAAUUAUUUCUGGACCCAUUAUUUCUUCACAGUUUUAGGAGCUUCUUACACUUUCCCAUCUUGGAAGAUGAAUGAUGUACCACACACAACUUUCCUUCUCACACAUGUUUGCUUCCUGUUUUACCAUGUUGCCUCAAACAUGACUCUUCGCAGAUUAAGGCAUUCUAUUACUGGCUUGCCAAAGAAAAUUCAGUUGGCUACAGAGGCAGCAUGGAUUUUGGCCCUUUCUUAUUUCAUAGCAUACCUUGAGACUUUAGCUAUUUCUAAUUUCCCGUAUUAUGAUUUUGUGGAUCGGGCAUCCAUGUAUAAAGUGGGAUCUUUGUUUUAUGCCAUAUACUUCUUUGUGAGCUUCCCAAUGUUUCUGAGGAUUGAUGAGAAACCUGGUGAUCUAUGGGACUUACCUCGGGUGGCUGUUGAUUCUCUGGGCGCUGCAAUGUUGGUCACAAUAAUACUCGAUUUGUGGCGCAUUUUUCUUGGACCUAUUGUUCCACUAACAGAUACAAGACAGUGCAUUCAGCCAGGACUGCCUUGGUUUGCAGGAAAUGAAAAUGUAGCUUCACAAAACCAAUGUGCAAAAUAGGAGAACCUGGUUCAAAUCCCCAUCCGAGUAGGGGACAGUGCUCGGAACCUGGAUUUCAUUGUUGAUCCAUCAUGGUGUGUUAGCAAAUACCCUCCAAGAAAAUUGUCAACGCCUCGAAAACAAUCUUAGCUCAAUGUAAUGGAAGUUCUGCGAACUUGUUGACUUAAAAUUACUCUUGGCUUAUUGUCUUAAUGCCUUCUGCAAUGUAAAAUAGCUUUUCAAUACUUGAAAGGAGAGUUUUAACUUUGGAGGUGGUAA